AUGGAGCUGUGGAAGCAGCUGAGGCAGGCUGGAUUGGCCCCGGAGCUGGGCCUACCCCCUCGUGCCCUGAGGGGGGUCCCCCCAGUGGAGAGGGUGGGUCAGACCCUCUCGUCCCCAGGGGCGGACACUGGAAGUGCCAGGGAGCGUCUGCUGUGGAUCUGGGAGGAACUGGGGAACCUCCGCCGAGUGGAUGCACAGCUGCUGGGCCAACUGUGCAGCCUGGGACUGGAGAUGGGAGUGCUUCGGGAGGAACUGGGUGCCCUCCUGGAAGAGGAGGCAGAGGAGAGCAGCGAGGAAGAGGACAGAGAGCUGGAGAGGAAGCAAGAAGGGGCCUCCAGUCCAGUCCCAGGUCACCGCCUUCCUGACUUUGAGAUGACUAUCUGAAGCCCUGCCCUGUGCUUCAGAUGGACACAGGAAUGAUAUGCAAAUUAAUGCAAAGAAGAUAGGGGAUCUGCAGGUCAAAUCAACCUGCAGAUGUCGAUUCGGAAUCAGCAUGUGUUCCUUGAGCCAGUGAUUUCUCUGAGGUUGUCUGAGAUGAAAUUGAGGGGUUGGCCCCAGAGCUGUGGGGCCUUUUGCAGAUGAAACUCUGGAUGUAUUUGCAGAUGUGUUGUAGAUGCGUUGCAGGGGAGACAUGGAUCUUUGCAAAUAUGAUGGAGAUACGUGCACUUGAAAAGUGGCUAGCCCAAAUUGAGAUAGGCUGUGUGGCAUACACACUGAACUUCAAAACUGGGUAUAAUAAAAAGAGUAUACAACAUUUCGAUAACUGUAAAAAUUAAUUACAUUUUGAAAUGAUAA
Molecule: messenger RNA, 795 nt
Organism: Sus scrofa (pig)
Lineage: Eukaryota; Metazoa; Chordata; Mammalia; Artiodactyla; Suidae
Gene: ERICH4
Product: glutamate rich 4
Source: RefSeq, a predicted model, not a curated record